UCUGUGACAACAUGACGUUUGAUAUAAACUUAUUGGAACCAAAAGAAGUUUCUAUAAACUUGAAAUUAUUUAAGCUAUAUGGUUUUUUUCAUUUAUUUGACCCAAAAAGCAAAAAAAUUGGCAAUUUCAAUAUUUAUCAUCUAGUUUGGUAUUUCAUAAAUUGCGUUGUUGGUUGUUUAGUAAUUUAUGGAUUGAUAGGUUAUUUUAUUGAGAUGGAGGAUGUAAUCGAUAUCGUUUAUCACGUGCAAUUAAUGUUCUUUUACUUAACUUAUUCUCUGUGCUUACUUAAAAUAAUUACAUUUUUAUACAAAGCAAAUAACAUUUGGGAUUUGCUCCGUGUUACUGAUAUAAAUUUUCUGACGAGCACACAGAGUCAAACACAUAUAGGAAUUCUCCAUAAACAUCGCAAAAAAUCAAUAAAAAUUACAAAUACCAUUUGUGGGGUUGGAUUUAUGAAUUUUUUCGAAUGGACCUUGUAUCCUUUAGUUCUGCAGUUAAUACAAACGGAAGACGCACACCAAUCAAAUCUACGCUCUGAGAAUAUUCUUAAUUUUCGGUUCCCGGUGACCAUAAAUUACUAUAAUAAUAACUAUAUUAUAUUUUAUUUAGUGGAGUCAUCUAUUGUAAUGUUUCUAUUAUACAUAAAUGUAGUGAUUGAUAUCUUCUUUAUUUCUAUCUGCUUUAUUGUAAUUGCUCAAUACGAGAUGAUCAAAAGAGCUUACGAAAGUGUCAACAAUAAACUGAAUUCCGAAAAUAAUAAUGAAAACAAAAAUGAUUUUAAUAUAAAUGACUGUUGUGAUGAUUUAGAAUCAAUUAUGAAGGAUCAACAAAAACUUUUCGCGAUGUUAAAACUAUUUUAUUCUACGUAUAAGUUUAUUAUCUUAUCAAUUGUUGUAAUAAAUUCGGGGUCCAUGGUAAUUUUAACAUAUGCAUCAGUUGUGAUAUUUACGUCAUCACAAUCUAUGUCGAUUCUUGGUGUAAUCAAGUUGAUAUCAGCGUUUGGAUACAUGUUAAUUGUUUUAUUUUUCGUUUGCUAUUUAUUAGAACGCAUUAAUAAUAAAAUGGAAUCCGUUCAUUUUGGGAUGUAUAGUUGUAAUUGGACUUCGAUGAAUUUAAGAUCGAAAAAAAUGUUGUUGUUAUCAAUGCAGUUGAAUAAUGCUAACGAAUUUAUGAUUAAACUAACACCGAGAAAAAUUGUCAAUUUACAAUUAUUUAAUAGCGUAAUUGUCACAUGCUAUAACGUUCUAUCUGCUAUGUUGAAUACACGAACUAAAUAA
This is a messenger RNA of Rhopalosiphum padi (bird cherry-oat aphid), 1277 nucleotides long. RefSeq lists its product as uncharacterized. Gene Ontology annotation, cellular component: plasma membrane. Gene Ontology annotation, biological process: detection of chemical stimulus involved in sensory perception of smell; sensory perception of smell. Bases 12 to 1277 code for a protein of 421 amino acids. Lineage: Eukaryota; Metazoa; Arthropoda; Insecta; Hemiptera; Aphididae. The record is from RefSeq and is a predicted model, not a curated record. Gene Ontology annotation, molecular function: odorant binding; olfactory receptor activity. The transcript has 6 exons.